AUGCUUUUCCUGGUGCUUCUGGCUAUGCCAUUGGUGACGGGCCCCAGUGGCACAGCCAUGGCACUCUCUACCUGCCAGACCUUGGACUUGGAGGUAGCCCGGGCACGGAGGGUCCAGGCCGUGCGAGGCCAAAUCCUCAGUAAGUUGCAGCUGGCAACACCUCCCGAGGAAGAGGAAGGGGUGCCCGAACAACCGCCCCCCGAGGUGAUGCUGCUGUACAACAGCACGCGGGAGCUGACGCGGGAGCGGGCGGCCUGCGGCGGGCGAAGCAGCAGCAGCAGCAGCGAGGAAGAGGAGUACUACGCCAAGGAAGUGCGGCGGGUGGACAUGCUGCCCGCCGGGCACGCUGACAACUCCAUUGCUAGCACCCAAGCCAGCCCCUUCUUUCGCCUUCUGCGUUUUGACGUCUCGGGCGCUGAGCGCAACCUCAGCAGCCUCGUUCAGGCCGAGCUGCGCAUCUACAGGGUCCCAAACCCCCGAGCGCAUGUGGUGGAGCAACGCGUGGAGUUGUAUCAGGUGGUACGGGCAAGAGAGCCUUCAGGACCAACCCAGCGUUACGUGGAAAGCCGAACGCUUCACCCGACUGAUAGGGCUGAGUGGGUGUCCUUUGAUGUCACAGACACCAUCAGCCAGUGGCUGGAUAAAAGAGAGAGAAACCUGGGCUUCAAGUUGGGAGUGCAUUGCCCCUGCUGCACUUACGUCCCUGCUGGAAACACGAUUAACCCCAACCAUAGUGAGGAGCUGGAGGCUCGGUUUGCAGGCCUGGAUGACGAUCUUAUCAAAGAAGCCUGGAAAGGGCGUGCAAGGCCCCCAGAUCUCAGUGGCAAAGCUCCGCACCUGAUCCUCACUCUGUUGCCCCCCCACCGGUUGGAGUCCCCACCCAAGGGACGGCGUCGGAGGUCAGCCAACACUCCCAGCUGUGCCAGGAAUACAGACCAGGGCUGUUGCUUGCGCACCCUGUACAUUGAUUUCCGCAAGGAUCUGAAGUGGAAGUGGAUCCACCAGCCCAAAGGCUACAAGGCAAAUUUCUGCGCAGGGAGCUGCCGCUACGUAUGGAGCAUGGACACGCAGUACAACAUGGUGCUCCCCUUGUACAACAAGCUGAACCCCGAGGCCUCGGCUGCCCCAUGCUGUGUCCCCCAUGAACUGGAACCCUUGACUAUCCUCUACUAUGUUGGCCGCUUGCCCAAAGUACAGCAACUCAGCAACAUGGUUGUGAAAUCCUGCCGCUGCCGCUGAGUGUCUGUUUGAGGGGGACAGGAACCGGUUUCAUGGAUGGUGGGAACUGGGCUAACUGGAGUAAAGGGACAUCCCUUCUCAUCCCUAUCAGUCUGUCUGUCUCAAGGCUACUGGGAAAAGGAUUCUCAACCUGACAUUAUUCUACCCCCACCCACGCCGCCAGUACAGGGCUCCAGCAUUUUUCUUAUGCCCCAGCUCCCAGGGAAGAGUCACCUCCUCCUUCUGUGGCUCCACUCAUCAGCCAAAGACUCUUCUCUCUUUCCCAGUUCAGUUCACAAAUCAGUUCGGUUCACAGAUAAGUGCCUUGCCCUUGCUUUUCUCCCAGAUACUUUGAAAGGGGGUCUCUCUCCCGUGGGUGUCCUUGAGCUAAUUCCUCUCCAUGCAAACUCAGCACUUAAUUUUUCCAAAAGAAAAAUAUACUCUGUGAUUGAAGCUGGUCCGGAUAUCUAGCGUCCUAGUCUCCCUGAGGGUGGUUACUUGGUGGUAUAAGAUUGGCUCUCGGUGCAUGCUCAGAAGCACUCUCCCCUUUAGGAUUCUUUUACACAUUUCAAGUGUGCAGGCCUCAUGCAAACUUUUGGAUGAUCCACUUGGCUCGGGUCAAGCCUGAGAUCCAUCUAACCUGGGAUCUACCAAAGCUAGUCUUCAGUUUUCUUGGGAGGAAAUCACCCAAGUCUUUGGAUGCUAGCCACACAC
Messenger RNA from Zootoca vivipara (common lizard), 1932 nucleotides. Its product is annotated as transforming growth factor beta-2 proprotein. The record is from RefSeq and is a predicted model, not a curated record. Gene Ontology annotation, cellular component: extracellular region. Lineage: Eukaryota; Metazoa; Chordata; Lepidosauria; Squamata; Lacertidae. Gene Ontology annotation, biological process: transforming growth factor beta receptor signaling pathway; regulation of cell population proliferation. Gene Ontology annotation, molecular function: cytokine activity; transforming growth factor beta receptor binding; growth factor activity.